UUCGUCCAACAGCAACAGUCAGCAGCCCUGUUCAUAAUGAUUCUGGUUAUGAAGUAGUUGUUGUGCAGCGCUCUGGCUAGCCUUGCCCCAUGCAGUGGUAGUAUGACUCUAGCAUGAGGAACUAGCUUCCAUAGUUCUUGUCGUACCUAACUUUGCUCAGCCUCGGAGUUCGCUGUGCACAUGUUGACAACCAAGUGGGAGAUUUCCGAGGAUCGAGAUCAAGAUUCGAAGAAAUGGUGGUCGAGUGUAAACGAUUACCUGUAUUCCCGAAAUUGGGAAUAUGACACCUCCAUAUAAAUAAUACUACUGAGUAUAGUAGAAUCGGAGAUUGCGCUAUAGGAUCUUGUACUACUCCUGGCUACGGGUAGUGAGUAUCCUGUGCUUACGGGAAAAUCAGUUGCAGUUGCCAGUGAGUGCCGCGGAAGGAUGGUAAAUGAGGGAAACUCUAUCAGCUCUAUCGGCACUGGUACAGUAUCCGUUCGACGGUCGAAAUCAGCCAGUGUAUACUCAAGUGGUGGUUCCAGCUUCCAGUCCAGUAAUCCGGGCAGCCACGGCCACCACAAACGAACCUCCUCCAUCCGUUCCAACAGCUUACACUCUAUCCUGGUUCAAGCUCCUAAGAGCAGAUCCGACAGCAAGCAGCACAUCAGCAAAAAGGCGUUUGUGUGGAGGCUGAGACACAGCUUCCGGCGUGGCAGCAGUGGCGGUGUUGGUGGUGGUGGUGGUACCAUGCUCGAGGACAGCGAAGAUGCUUGUGCUGGACCGAGCAAGGGCGUGAACGCCAGCAGCAGCAACAGCAGCGCGGACCGAGGUGGCUACAGAAAGGGCAGUGCGGACACCAGCGAUGACGGCGGUGCUGGCAGCGGUCAUCGACAACGGCCAGCAGCAGCAACAGCGUCGCGGCGCAAAGUCAAAAUGGCGCACACCUCUCUCAGCGCUGACUCUGCUGACGGAGGCAAGCCGGCCGGAAAGACCUUCAGCUUCACUGCGUGGGGAAGACGCUUGUCUACAAAUCCAUCCAAACGACUCUUCAAAGGCAAUGUGGCCACAUCCAAGAGUACUGGCAAGAUCAAAUCCAUGAUGAAGCGAAAAGCAGACCGGACCAGCCGAAAAAAGCCGGCACGCAGCGAUGACGAUGCUGGUUGUCGUCCAGCAACUUUAUCGCGGAGUGCAUCAAUCGCCCUGAUAUGCGACGAGGAUGGGCUGGUAGUGGAUGAUCCCAGACUGCACAGUGAUACGGAGACUGGCGAUCAUGGCUGGGGGGAUUCCCUAUCAAGUGUGAGUGCCACUGGCGGCAUGCACUGUCUAGCAGCGCAGGCGCCAGCAGUGAGGUCAAGGAGCUACGGGGAUGCUACUCGACCGCAGAAGGUUGCAGGGCAGUUGGCAGUGGAUGACUGGGGCGGCUGGGGAAGCAGUGUAACUGACGAGGAUAGCAUUAGUGCUGGCAGGAGUUCGGUUGCAACUGGCAUCCCAGGCAGCGAUGACGCGGCAAGUGAUCGACUCAGCACAUUAACAAAAAGCAUGAACAUCGGGUCAGGUCGCAGAGCCAGUGAAGAGGACAAUAAAAGGCGGCCACAGGCAUUCGGAGUUCAAGUCUUGCCGAAGAAGUUUGUCCUGCGCCAAACCCAAUCUUGUGAUGAUCUCUUGGGCGAUUUGAGUAGACCGACGAAGAACCCGGGAUCUGCUGCUGCUGCGUUCAGGAAUAGCCGUGGUGCUUCUCUUGACUAUGUCGACUCAUCACCCGUGCAUUCAAGGAGCAGUGUUUACAGCUACCGGUCUCCCAAUCAGAAUCGCGGCUGUUCUGUUCUGAGCGAGUCUGUAGAUUGUGCCGAAUCGACCAGCACUGCAAAGGCCACAAAGUCAUCUGCAUCGGACUCGGUGUCCACAGCAAAGAAGACCAAAGCUGAUGCUGGCAGCUCUUCCCGGGGACAGGUGGUGGCCAUUGGGCAUUCAAAGCCAAAGGUAAAGACCCAGCAGAAUGCGUUGUCCAUGAAUGAGGAUGUUGUGUCUGACGAUGACUUCCCGCUUCCCUCCAAGACUAAGGGCGGUGUUGUAGAGUGUGCCUGGGGAGAUUCGGUCAGCAUGGCGUCUGCAGAAGGCGAUGACAAUGGUGGUGUUGAUGAUGAUGGGCAUGUUGUACAGCAGCGACACCAGCCGCACAAGAAACCGGCGGCCCCAGCUGAUUGGGACGGUUGGGGCGAUGACAGUGAUAAUGAGUGCAAUACCGCCGCAAGUAGGCCACCGCGUGAUGACGAUGACUUCCUGCCUGACUGCAGCCAGGCAGGCAGUUCGGAAGCCGUGAGCUGGACAAUGGUGUCGAGUAAUGGUGGCCUACAUUCAUCCCAAACAUCCCCAAGACCGUCCACCGCAUCGUCUGGCGAGAACAGCAAGAGCACCGCCACAGCACAUACUCCGGUCACAAAGAAAUCUAGUUAUAGCGAGCCUGCAGCCACCACCGGUUCCAAUGUUGAAAAACCUGGCAAUGUGCAGACCAACAACAAAGUCAGGAAGACUCUAUCAAACAGCCGACACCAGCAACGAGGACUGCAGCAACAGCAGAGUGAGGGACAAGAGCAGCAGCAGCAACAGCUGCUGCAGCAAGAAAAGGCGCAGCAGCUUAAACAACAGCAGCAGCAGAAACAACAACAGCAGCAGCAGCAGCAGCUUCAGAAACAACAGCAGCUGGAGAAAGAACAGAAACAUCAACAGCAGCAGAAAGAACAGAAAGAACAACAGAAGCAACAACAGCAGCAGAAAGAACAACAACAGCAGCAUCAACCCCCCUCGAAAUCGUCUGCUGUACAUGUCCAGAAUGCUAUUGGAUCAAACUCAAAAUCCAGUUCAGUUUCUGCGACUGCAUCAAGCACUACCAAGAAAAACAUUCUGAAGAACAAGAAGAAGCAGAUACAAGUCCAGGAAGAGUUUGAGUCAGAUGAUGAUGAUAUCCUGUGUGCUGGAGGUGCAGAUGGCUGGGGUGCCAUCUCUUGCGAGAAUGCCGUUGAUGAUGUUUUCGGCACUGGCACCAAUGACCCUUCUUCAGCUGCUACUACCGGUGCCAGCUUCUCCAUGGCAGUAUCCACUAGAUCAGGGGCAGCAGCUAAUGGUGGAGGUAAGCCAGAGUGGGAUGGAUGGGGAUCGGAGGGUGAAUCAGAUGAAGACACCGCAGUGACUAGUGCCAAUAAGAACCGUCCAAACAGCACUAGUGGAGGUAUGUGGGGUGGUGGCCCAGGCAUGAUGACAUUGUCUGCCAACGGUGUAGCUCCUAGUAUAUCUCUUAAUUCUGUUACGCCAUUCGGCAGUGGUGCUGGCAAAGUCAUGCCAUCUGUGUCAAGUCCAUCCGUGUUUGAUGAGCCAAUGCAGGCAUCGGCCAAGUCGAAUAAUUCCUCUCGUUUAUUCUCCCGUCAGAAAAAAUAGCCGGUGAAGUGAAGAGUAUAUGGUUGAGGUAACAUGGCUAACAGUUCUAACAGUUCGCUAUAGUAUGUCAAGCACUGUUAUUUGUUACAGCCCUCACCAGCCAUUGCUUCCACGUGCACCGCAAUGCAUCAGCACUCUUGAUCAUGGAGAGAGAGAGAUAAGUACAGUUGUGAGAGAGGAACCAGUGUUGCGCCAUAGCGAUACAGCUGCACGUGAUCUCUGGACGUGUUCUUUGGUCAGACUCUGCUUGUGCCAUGUUCCAAUUUGGAUGUGCACUUCACCGAGCUUCGCUUAUGAUCUAUACCACAACCCCACCAUGCAGUGCAGCUGGUGAUGUCCUGGUGAUGUCCUACUUGCCAUGGGCGUAUGCCGCACUCUGGACUAUGUAUGUGAGUAUGUGGAUCACAUAUGCGAUACUCUGGAUCACAUAUGCGUAUGCGAUACUCUGGAUCACAUAUGCGUAUGCGAUACUCUGGAUGACAUAUGCGUAUGAGAGACUCUGGAUCACAUAUGCGUAUGCGGGACUCUGGAUCACGUACGUGAGUGAUUCACAUAUGUGAGACUCUGAAUGACGUGCGUAAGCGUGUGAAUCUCUCCACGCAUGCUCCCGUCGCCUGUACAUCGCUUCACACCUUACCACGUGCUAGUAAGGCAGCAGCGCUGCGUGAUGACGAAUCCCCCGCACAGGCACCUGCACUCGCACGUGCAUGCCUGUGUGCAUGCCGAGCGACGCCAUGCCGAUACACAGCCUGCUGCUCGUGUAUCUUGCUAAUUUGAAAAGAGCACACUUGCGGCCCAAUGGCGGCUUUGUUUUUAUACCCACCCAAUUUGACCCAAACCUUCUUUUAUAGUUUUAGGCACUCGGUGACUACUACCCAGUACUAUGUGAGCAUGCUCAGUACUCUCUUCUAUUCCCCAUUUUAGCAGCAUAUCCCCAUCUUACCAAUAACGCUGGAGGGUCUCCACUGACUGAGUACGGUGAGCUCUACUGGCCUAAUAAUGUCAAACUCGUCUCCAGAGAUCUUAAAUUUUGCUUUCUUUCUAACUAAUUGUUCCUUAUCCAGCGCUGCCUGCACUUGGACUAGUUGUGGCUUUAGAUCUAGCUCACUUGUUCAACCCAGUCUGGUGCUACCUUGACCAAGUCCUCUAGUUUCUUGUCUACUUAUUCAUUUGCAUCGUUUCACAGUUCCUGUCGCUAGCGUUACUGCUGCUGCUGCUGCUGCUUAUUUUUCUUUUAGUGCUGGGCAUUAUUCGUCUGUUACUCUAGCCCUAGCGACAUGCCUUUAGUCGACGGAGCCGGAGUUAGCUCCUGGUUGUAGUAAUUGACCAGGGCGCUGCACAUAAUCAUGAUGACCGAGCUACAUUGUAAUGAGCACGGCCAGCAGUGAAGACAACGCGUCCCUGGCUAGUGUCCAGCACGUUGAAAUCAACAUGCUUACUGCUGCACACGUUUAUCCUGGUGCACUCAGUGUCUUUUGGCCGAAGAAAAGUAGACAUAUUUGCACUUCACACAUGCACCAAGUUGUUGCUUUGUCUCUCUCUCUCUCUCUCUCUCUCUCUCUCUCUCUCUCUCUCUCUCUCUCUCUCUCUCUCUCUCUCUCUCUCUCUCUCUCUCUCUCUCUCUCUCUCUCUCUCGCUCUCUCUCGCUCUCCCUCUUCUUCUUCCUUUCACUAGAUGUCUGGUUCCAAUGCAACAACAGUUUAAGCUUUGUUUCUGCUUAUUACCUUUUAGGAAGCCUUGUAUAAAUCUUACUUGUGACAUACACUCAUACGUCAAUGUAAUGCAUUACAUUGAAUAAC
Molecule: messenger RNA, 5213 nt
Organism: Sycon ciliatum
Lineage: Eukaryota; Metazoa; Porifera; Calcarea; Leucosolenida; Sycettidae
Product: homeobox protein prospero-like
Exons: 6
Coding region: 427-3414 (995 amino acids)
Source: RefSeq, a predicted model, not a curated record